CCGAGCAGGGAUGAGGCACAUCAGGCCUGGGAGGACAUCUCGAACCUUCUCCGGCCUCCCAGGAAGACGGGACGAGGGUACAAGCACUUCGUUGGAAGCGACCUCCUUCGCGAGAGACUUGAGAAGAUGCAGCUGAUGCUGUGGCAUUACAGUUGCAAUAUUGAGGAGCCUGGCUGGAUAGCUGCGUCCGAGUUGGCCUGUGAAUCACAUCGGGUUGGCGAACACGAAACAGCAUCUCGUACGCUGCGUAAAUGGUGUCGUACCUAUCUGCGAGACAGAGAUGCCAUACCAAUACCAUGCCCCAAUACCUGGACUGUAUCAGUCUUAGACGAGGACCUUGCACAAGACAUCCGAGCUCACCUAUGGACCAAGGGCAAAGACGUCAAGGCCGAGGACAUCAUCACUUUCCUUGACACCCCGGAGAUCAAGGAGAAGUACUCCCUAGAUGGAAACAUCAGCCUCGCCACAGCGAAGCGAUGGCUGCACUCACUGGGGUACCGAUGGGGCCGAGGUCCAAAGCGCCAGUACGUUGAUGGGCAUGAGCGUGAGGAUGUUGUGGAAUACCGGAACAACAUCUUCAUUCCCGCGAUCAUUGAUAUGGAGGGCCGAUUGCGUCGAUGGACCGAAGACGGCGUGGGCGAAGUGAUCGACCGUCCAUUUUCUGGGCGUCAUAUCGUGAUCUGGUAUCACGACGAGAGUACCUUCUACGCCAAUGAUCGGCGGCGCAUGUACUGGUACCAGGAAGAUGACGAGGUGAACACCCCGCCCAAGGGUGAAGGACCUUCCAUCAUGGUGUCCGACUUCAUUUCCGCGGAUUACGGCUGGCUCGCGUCGCGCGAUGGUCAACGCUCGGCGCGGAUG
Molecule: messenger RNA, 861 nt
Organism: Fomitopsis serialis
Lineage: Eukaryota; Fungi; Basidiomycota; Agaricomycetes; Polyporales; Fomitopsidaceae
Exons: 1
Source: RefSeq, a predicted model, not a curated record